Plutella xylostella (diamondback moth) is the source of this 969-nucleotide messenger RNA. RefSeq names its product biogenesis of lysosome-related organelles complex 1 subunit 5 (gene Muted). Gene Ontology annotation, cellular component: transport vesicle; BLOC-1 complex. The record is from RefSeq and is a predicted model, not a curated record. NCBI's taxonomy places the organism in Eukaryota, Metazoa, Arthropoda, Insecta, Lepidoptera, Plutellidae.
GUCACAUGAUAAAUGUCAGAUUUUGACAGCGAUCCCAUUCACAUUUUAUUUUCAUUCACUAUUUUCUGGAAAUGACGGAGUUGUCUAGAGAAAUAGGAGAAGUUUGGUCCAGGUUAUUCGACCAUCGCCCAUUCUUGAAUGGAGAAAUAAAGUUCAUGCUCAAGGAGUUUGAGGAAAAACGAGGUGACCGUGAAGUUGAAAAUUUGUUUUCAAUACUAGAGAAGCUGACUGAUGUAAAGGACACCCAGGUUGAUAAAAUUAAGAAGAGUGGAGAGACUGGCCUGCCCAUUCUUAGUGAGAAAUUGGAUCAAACUUUGGAACUUUUUUCUGGUGUUGAGGCAGAAAUUGCUGAAGUACAGAAGCAAACUGAACAAAAAAGAAUUGAGAAUCGUGAAAAGCGUCAGAAGGAAUGGGAUCAGUUUAUUGAUGAUAUGAACUUUAAAUGCAAGAGAAUAGAUAACGCUUUUGAAGAAAAAGAGGAAGAGCUUAGAGACUUGUAUGCUGAUUUGGACCACAAGCUUAAUAUCACCAAGUAAACCACAAUGGAUCUUAAAGGCUCUUUGGUUGAUACCAAUCUAAGAAUAUACCCAUCUACAACAUUUAUUGAGUUUCUGGACUCAUUACCCAAGAUUGAAGGAUUUCCUGUUAAUAUUAUCAACAUCAAAAAUGGCAAUAAAGAUGCAAAACAUAAUUCAAAAGUAAAUAAAGUAAAAGACAUAAGUUAUAGUCUAAACAAUGAAGAUUUGAAAUAUAUUCAAACAAUAAAAAAGUCAAUAAAAGAGACAAACCAAGAUGAGGAUGAGGAGGAUUACAAAAGUCCAAUCAAAUCAGAUAAAAAUAAUGAAGCAUCUUCAAAAUCAGAAAACAACAAUGAAGAUCAAAUUGAUUCAAACUGCAAUGAAGAAAAUGAACUGAAUGAUACUGACAUAAAACCUGUAUCAAAAGAAGAUGACGAUCUAUACCUUCACA